AUGACCCCGAGUCUCGACAAAGAUAUGGAAUCAAUGAAGCCGAAUAUCCCACCAUUGAAGAUCGCCAAGUCGAAUUUGAAUCUAUCCAACGCUGAACACGACGAUACCGAUAUCGAGAAUAAGGGCACGGCCGGUCGUUUUUACUUGAAUCACGGCCAGUCCGAGAUCACUCCGCCAUUGACACCGCAAGGAAUAAACACCAAUAUGGAACCAUCAGAGCCCUCUGAAGCCCCGAGGGCUGUAUUUCACAAUUACCUACGCGCAUUCUAUCCGUUCCACCCGGCUGGAAAUGUUUCGCCAUCGACCGUUACUCUUCCCUUAGAUCAGGGGGAUAUCAUUCUGGUUCACUCCGUUCACACCAAUGGCUGGGCCGAUGGUACCUUGUUAGAUUCUGGACAUCGAGGCUGGUUACCCACGAAUUAUUGCGAAGCAUACGACCAAUUGCCCAUGCGUCCUUUGUUAAAGGCGCUGACUGACUUUUGGGACAUUAUACGAGGAGGAUGUGGAUCAUCAUUAAAGGAUUUUGGAAACCAAGAUUUGAUGCGAGGCCCUAUUGCUGGCGUUCGGUUCCUUCUGGAGAAGGCAGAAUGCCUGACAAGGGAAGCGCCUCUGGUUAAGAGUUAUGAUGGGCUACGGAGGAUCCGGAAGGCACUGCUGUCUGAUCUCUCAUCGCUCGUGAAGACCGCUAAGAAGUUUCAAGAAGUCGCUAACGGCAGCCCGGCGGAUGACGAGGUAGAGGCCAUCUUAGAUGAGAUGCUUCUGAAGGCAUUUAAGAUCGUGACCCGUGGAGUGCGUUUUCUGGAUGUGUGGAAUGAGGAAGUGGGCUUGAGCCGGACUAUCGCUGAGCUUGAAUCUGCCGGUGAUAGCUUGACCCAAUUUGAUAUGCCUCCAACGCCCGCGUCAGAGACCUUCACUGUGGAUACUGGCAUGUCCGAUGCCUGCACCGAACGAAACGAGUCUCGACAGAUGAGCCGCAGUCGGAUGGGCGUCAGUCGUGCCUCGGUCCGCACGGAGGUGCUGGAUCACCCAUCUAGACCUGUCUCCGUGACCACCAAACGCAUUUCCGUGUCUCAUCGAGUGUCGUACUCGGGCGCCUCGGCUGCUAUUCGUUCACAGAACCUCGCGUCAGAGCGUCUGGGUACAACGUACGAUGCCUUCCUUGGCGUGCUCGGAUCUUUCAUUGGCCUCCACAUGCAGUCGCGAUCAUCUACCGAGUUGGUUGUGACCACCCAACAAGCCGUGCAGUCCUGCCGGUCAUUAUUGGAUGUUGUGGAGGCUGUCUGCGAGCAUGACACCCAGCACAGUUCUUUCCUCGAGGAGGCUCGCGAGUCAAUGUGUGAGCGGUUAUCGGAGUUGGUUCACGCUGCUCGUGAUGUGUUCCGACCUGCCAGCUCGCAAGAGGAUGAUUUGAUCUUGAUGCCAGACCAGGGCAAGCGCCUGGUGGAUGCUGCGACUGACUGCGUAAGGGCUGCUGGUAACUGUCUGGCCAAGUCUCGUAUGGUGCUAGAACAGAUUGGAGACAUUGAGCUUGAGCCCCUGAAUGAGGGGUUGGAAACCAGCGAGGACGUGCCUGGCAUUAUUACCUCGCAGGCUGACACUCCGAGUGACGAGAAAUCGCAAGAGCUUUCCUUGCGACUUCCCCCUCCUCCUCUCACUAUUCCAAACACAACUUACUCCUCUCCGUCGACCCCUGCCCUUACCGAUUCCACUACCCCCUCUUCAUUUCAAUCCCACCUUGCCUCAUCCAUCAAUUCCGCCCACCCAUCCUCUGCAAUCCUCCCCUCUCAUCUGGAAAUGUCUUCCUUCUCUUCAUACGACAGCAGUUACCGUGAAAGUCAUCCCAAGUCCGACGUAAGUGAAUCUUUCGGUCGAGGUGUGACAAGCACGGGUAGCAGCUUUACAUACAACAGCCACACUCGUGACUCUGAGAUGAGCGGUGUGUCGCAGACUUCGACUCGCGCCACUUCCCCUGACAUCGGCGGUAGCUUCCAAGGAAGCUUCCACGGGCCAUCCUUGAAGGAGAGCUUGAGCCACUCGACUUUGGCCGAGGAGAAUGAGGAGACAGAAGCCCAUCUCCUGGAGAAGACUUAUGCGCAUGAACUGAUCUACAAGGAGGGUCAGGUCAUGGGCGGUAGUCUUCGUGCUUUGAUCGAGAAGCUUACCGCUCACCAAUCGACUCCCGAUGCUAUGUUCGUCUCAACCUUCUACCUCACAUUCCGUCUUUUCGCUACUCCCCAGGAGUUUGCCGAGGCGCUUGCUGAGCGAUUCGAAUACAUCGGAGAUACUCCACAUGCAGCCGGUCCCGUUCGUUUGCGCGUUUACAACAUUUUUAAGGGCUGGCUCGAGUCUCACUGGCGCCAUGAUCGUGACAACGAUGCUUUGGAGUUCAUUGUUGAUUUCGCUAAGAACCGUCUGACCACUGAUUUGCCUACUGCGGGUAAGCGUCUUCUCGACUUGGCAGAUAAAGUGUCUGCUGUUCACGGCCCGGUCGUCCCUCGUCUGGUGUCCUCCAUGGGCAAGACCAACACAUCAAUUGCUCAAUACGUUCACCCCGAUACCCCUCUUCCUCCUCCCGUUCUUGGCAAGAAGGAGAUCAACCUGCUGAAGCAGUGGAAGACUGGCGAGUCCUCGAUUACUAUCUUGGACUUUGACCCGUUGGAGUUGGCUCGGCAGUUGACCAUCAAGGAGUCUCGCAUUUUCUGCUCCAUUCUUCCCGAGGAACUCCUCGAUACCGAAUGGACCCGCAAGUCGGGAUCGCUUGCUGUCAAUGUUCGUGCCAUGUCGACUUUGUCGACUGAUCUCGCUCACUUGGUCGCUGAUUCUAUUCUCUACCUUGAGGAGCCCAAGAAACGGGCUGUCACCAUCAAGCACUGGGUCAAGAUCGCCAACAAGUGUCUGGAACUCAACAACUACGACUCUCUCAUGGCUAUUAUUUGCUCUUUGAAUCUGUCAAUGAUCUCGCGGCUGAAGCGUACCUGGGACAUCGUGUCUCAGAAGACCAAGACUACCUUGGAGAACCUCCGCAGCAUCGUUGAUGUUUCUCGGAACUACGCCGUCCUCCGACAGCGUCUUCAGAACCACGUCCCACCGUGCCUGCCCUUUGUCGGAACCUACCUGACCGAUCUCACCUUUGUCGACCAUGGCAACCAGUCUCUCCGCAACUUACCAACGGACGACGGCGAAAGAGCCGUGAUCAACUUCGACAAGCACAUGAAGACAGCCCGAAUCAUCAGUGAACUUCAACGAUUCCAGAUUCCCUACCGUCUCACCGAAGUCCCCGAGCUCCAGACCUGGAUGCAGAACGAACUUAUCCGCGUUCGCUCCAACGGCGAAACAACCGCCCAGACCUUCUACCGUCGCUCCCUCGUUCUCGAGCCACGGGAUUCAUCGCGCAGUGGUCCCCACCUGAAUACCCAACUCGCACCUCAAACUCCAUCUGCAUCUCAACCUCCAACUCCUUCCGAAUCUAAUCCUCCUUCUAUUCUUGAGAAUGCGAAAGACAAGUUUGACUUGUUCUCCUGGACACAUCCGUCCAAGCCGAAGUCCGUUGCGACGAAUGGCUAA
Penicillium longicatenatum is the source of this 3564-nucleotide messenger RNA. Its product is annotated as guanine nucleotide exchange factor. The transcript is spliced from 2 exons. The record is from RefSeq and is a predicted model, not a curated record. Gene Ontology annotation, cellular component: plasma membrane. Gene Ontology annotation, biological process: Ras protein signal transduction; positive regulation of GTPase activity. Gene Ontology annotation, molecular function: protein binding; guanyl-nucleotide exchange factor activity. Lineage: Eukaryota; Fungi; Ascomycota; Eurotiomycetes; Eurotiales; Aspergillaceae. Bases 1 to 3564 code for a protein of 1187 amino acids.